GAUGCUGUGUUAACGCCGCGGAAUUUUUAGUACUAAAAUGUAGAGGCAUCCAAACACUUUGCCAGUUCAUAGUCGGAGUCUGUGCGGUCCUGUGAACGCAGCGCGCGUUGAUGAAACUGAAAUGAGAUGAGAUGAAGUAAAAUAUAAUAAAAAUGUGUUGAGCAUGUGGACUGGGUGAAACGGAGUCGUAAGCGAAGAAGAAAAACGCAGAAAAAAGAAAAAAAUUAAAAGUGGAAUUUAAAUCGUUUAAUAUGUGUGAAAUUGCAUUGAAAAGCGAGCGAAAAGCAAUGUGAAAAGCGAAAACUGAAAAUCGCAUUAAUAAAAAGCCACGCAAAAAAAAAGAAGGAAGAAAAUCGAAAGAAAGAAAAAGUACCGCUUCAAUUGCUGCUUUCGACAGUUAUGAAAAUCUCUGGAGAAACUUGAAAUGCGAUUACGGGCGAAAAAUUUGCAUUUGUAUGUUGUGCGGAAAAUUUCGGGUAAAGCAUAAUUUAUCAUUGCAUACUUUGCAGCUGGCCGCGGCCGAGCAGCUGUUUUUCGGAGAGGGGUAAAAUCGCAAUCAGAAUCGCAAUCGAUGCCAAAUGAUUGCCACGUGCUAAUGGCAUGCAUGUCCCCGCAUGUCCAAGCAUGUCCGAGCAUGUCGCAUUGCAAGCUUAUCACUCGCUUAAUUAUGCAAACAAAGCAGCAGCAUCAGCCGCAGAAACAACACUAACAGCAACAAGACGUUGAACUAGCGUUGCCAAUUAUUCUCAAAAAACGAGAAAGGCAGCCAGACAACAAAGAGACAAAGCCACAAUAGCAAAUGGCAAUUGGCAAUCCAAUCUCCAAAAAUAAACGAAACGAAAAACUAACCAACAAAAAAAUAAAUAAAAUAAAAGAAAAGCGAAAAUAGAAAUAUAAACGCUGUAAAGUGCACGAAAAAGAAGCUGAAAGUUAUUUCGUUUGGAGGGGGGGAGACAACAAACGUGUGUGCGCAAAAUUUGUCAUCAAGCGACACAGCAUCAGCAGCAGCAACAACAGCAACAACAGCAACAACUACAACAACAAGAACAGCAGCAGCAGCAGCCCCCGCGCGCGCGUAGAACAAAAGAAAACGUAGCAACGUUCCAAGGCAGCAUCCCAAAAACAUACCAACACACAGACAGCACACACACACAUACACUUACACUGAGAGACACUCACACAGACGCAGUCACGCGCACAUUUCGAGGCGCAUAAGCUUCGCACUUGACUUGAACAUUAAACGUGUACGGCAUGCUCCCCUCACUCCUCCUCACCAUCACCCCCAACGAAUGUGAAAGCAAGGCAUGGUAAUCGAGGCGUACUUUAUACUGCUGCUGUUUGCGCUGCUGCCGAAGCGGCCGCCGCAGAUUAUCGCGGUCUGCAUUGUGCGCCUGUGAAGAGCUCCCAAAAAAAAAAAAAAAACGAAAAAACGAAAAUAUUUGACAGCUGUCAGCGCGUUCGUUCUCUGCUUCUUCUCCUUCUGCUUCACCUUCUUCUUCGCAGUCGCAGUCGCCGUCGCCAUGUUGUUGUUGUGACGGUUCGGUUCGGUCGUUGCUCGCGCCUCCUGCUGCAUAUGUGUGUUGUAUGUGUGAUGCAUGUGUGUGAGUGCGGCAUAGUUUUUGUUCCACUUGAGAGCAAGGUCAGCCGUCAUGCAAAUUGAAAAGCGCCUAAGCAAAAGCAAAACAGAAGCUGCGAGCAGCAGCAACAACUGCAAAAGUAAAAGCAUCAUCAGCAGCAGUAGCAGCAGCAAUAGCAUAAAAAACUGACGUCGUCGAUUCGCCGUCGCCGUCGUCGCCGCACGCAGCGAAAAUGUUUGAGAAAUAUGUCGCCACAUAUGUGCGCGUGUGUGAGCAAGUGAAAUUAAAAUUCCCGCAUGCCUAAUGAAUUCUCUGCGAAAUGUGCCCAGCAACAACAACUACAACAACAACGACAACAAUAAGAACAACAUUUGUGGCCCCCUUGUCAUGUGUGUUGUGUUAUGUGUAACGCUGACUUCCAAAUGAUGGACGCCGCAUACUAAACAAUGGCGUGCUAACCAGUGUAUAGCAACAACAACAACAACAACAGCAGCAACAACAAUAAGUACAACAACAGCAACAAGCUGAAAAGAAAGUGAAACCUGCAACGAGCUGGCAAAGCGAGGCAGAAACACACAAAAAAUAGAAAUAGAUUCGAAACGUCGCGUAAGCAAAACAAAAGAUAACGAAAACGCAAACGCAAACGAGACACAAAGGAGCACAUCCAGUGUUGGUUAAGUAAUAACUGUGAGACAAUUGGAAUUGAAACGAAUACCGUUAGAGCGCCAGCAGGCAGUCAAGCAUUCAGCCAUCUCAAAAGCGCCUCAAGGACAUAAUAUACGACACAACAACAACAACAACAACAACAACAACAGCAGCAGCAAGUCAGCCAGUCAGCAAGCAAGUAAGGUACAACAAGCAACAAGCAGGUUGUGAGUGCAAAAAAGAAGGAGAAGGAGGAGGCGCAAGCAUCCGGUGCUGUGGGCAUGUCCACAGCCAAAAGACUGGUGCUCUCGUUACGUGGACGCAAGAACUCGCAGGGCAACUCGGCCACAUCGUCAACGCGUCUGGUAUCCGCCGGCACAUCGCCAGGACAUGAGCUGGAUGAAAUAGCCGUUGUCUCCGGCACCGGCUCGACCAGCCAUCAUUUCUCCUAUGGCGGCUGCAUUGGCAACAACAACGACGCCGCGGCUGUGGCCCUCUAUUCAACAGCUGAACGUAGCAAGGCCACGCCCACUGGCAAAUUGUGCCGUGUUGCCGCCAUCGACGGCGACGCUGACGUUGACUUCGAUGCUUCGAGUGACUCUGACGUCAAUGAUGACGAUGAUGAUGAUGAUGAUGCGGACUCUGAUGACGAUGAUGAUGACGACGAUGAACGAUGGCGGCCAAGAGCAUUGAAUGACGACAGAGAAACCACAACAACGCCAAUAGCAAUACAUCAAAACAACAAUAAGUUAAAAUCGACAGAAACAGCAACAGCAACCAAAGCAACAAAAACAACGAGUACACAAAAAUUAGCGCCUCGCGCGAGUUUUCCGGAAAUAAUGCAGCCUCGUCUAUCGCUAAACGGCAUGUUGAAUCCGCCGUAUCCAUCGUUGAUGCCAUCGCCGCGUCCGCUAUAUCGCGACCAUAGCUCCAGGUCGAUCAAUCCGCUGACCGCAUACGAGCAGCAAAUGGCCGAGCUCGAUGGCAGCUUCUAUGGCAGCAAUGCCGCAUAUUUGGGCGCUGGCAUGGGCGGCAGUGCUGGCGGCGCCACAACUUGCACCAAUUUGACUGUGGGUGGUGCAACUGGGCAGUCAACGGUCAAUUGUGAUGCAGCAACUGCAAUUGGUGGAGGAGGUGGAGGUGGAGUUGGAGUUGGAGUUGGUGCUGGUGUCAACAACAACACUGCUAACAGCUCUGGUGGUGGUGCCUUUCACACAACCGAACUGUCAAUCACACCAACAAUGCCCGCUGAUGAGCAGUUUAUCGAUUUGGGUAGCCUGCGUCGCUUCUCAAUCGAUCGACAAAGCUUUCUCGAUCUAGGACCCAAGUUUGGCAUGUCCCAGCCGAAAUUCGGCCAGAGCGUCUCGCAACAAGGUUUCUUCACGUCGCAUGACAGCCUGGCCACACCAUGCGCCUCACGAGCAUCCAACUCGCAUAUGGCCACCGUAAGCACUGCCUCCGAAAUGGAUUUACUGCACAACAAGCAACGGCACAACAACAAAUCACGCGGCCGUCUGAAAACCACAAGCGGCGAUCAGCCGCUCCUGGGCACCUGGAAUCGUUCCACUGGCCGCGGCUCGCAGGAUAACACGUUGUCCGGCGGUGGCGGUGCCACCAGCGUACUUAUGGGCCACAACCAGUACGGCGGCAACUACUGCAACGGCACCGAUCGCUACCCGCGCUCGCGUUCGCAGCAGCAAUCGCACCACAAUGCCGGUCAGCAGCCGCACCACCCAUACCAGCUGCAGCACUCUGCCUCCACGGUGUCGCACCACCCGCACGCUCACGGUCCGCCCUCGCAGGGCGGUCCAGGGCCACCUCAUGGCGGCCAUUCACACCAGACACCGCAUGGCGGCGGCGGCGGCAGCGGUGGAGCUGGUGGCGGACAUGCGGCCCAGCCGCAUCACCAGAAACCGCAUCGCACUGCCUCGCAACGGAUACGCGCCGCGACAGCUGCCCGCAAACUGCACUUUGUGUUUGAUCCGGCGGGGCGGCUCUGCUACUAUUGGUCGAUGGUGGUGUCGAUGGCCUUUUUGUACAACUUCUGGGUGAUAAUUUACCGCUUCGCCUUCCAGGAGAUCAAUCGACGCACGAUUGCGGUCUGGUUCUGUCUGGACUAUCUGUCCGAUUUCCUCUAUCUGAUUGACAUAUUCUUUCACUUUCGCACCGGUUACCUGGAGGAUGGUGUCCUGCAGACGGACGCACUGAAGCUGCGCACUCACUACAUGAACUCAACAAUCUUCUACAUCGACUGCCUGUGCCUGCUGCCGCUGGACUUUCUCUACUUGUCCAUUGGCUUCAAUUCGAUAUUGCGCAGCUUUCGGCUGGUGAAAAUCUACAGAUUCUGGGCCUUCAUGGAUCGCACCGAACGGCAUACGAAUUACCCAAAUCUGUUUCGUUCGACUGCCCUGAUACACUAUCUGCUUGUGAUAUUCCAUUGGAACGGUUGCCUCUAUCACAUCAUACACAAGAACAAUGGAUUCGGUUCACGCAAUUGGGUCUAUCACGACUCGGAGUCCGCGGAUGUCGUCAAACAAUAUCUGCAGAGCUAUUACUGGUGCACGCUGGCGCUGACGACAAUUGGGGAUCUGCCGAAGCCGCGAUCAAAGGGCGAGUAUGUGUUUGUGAUAUUGCAAUUGCUAUUCGGCCUGAUGCUGUUUGCCACCGUGUUGGGGCAUGUGGCAAACAUUGUGACGUCUGUGAGUGCGGCGCGCAAGGAGUUUCAAGCCAAGCUGGAUGGAGUUAAGACGUACAUGCGCAUGCGGCGUGUGCCGAAUCAUCUGCAGGUGAAGGUCAUCAAAUGGUUCGAUUACCUGUGGCUCACGCAAAAAUGCUCGGACGAGGAGCGCGCCGUAUCCUGUCUUCCUGAUAAAUUAAAGGCUGAAAUAGCAAUUAACGUCCAUUUAGAUACACUUAAGCGGGUUGAGAUUUUUCAAAACACUGAAGCUGGUUUCCUUUGCGAAUUGGUGCUACGCCUGCGGCCCGUGCUCUUCUCACCGGGCGACUACAUUUGCCGGAAAGGCGAGGUGGGCAAGGAGAUGUACAUUGUGAAUCGUGGACGAUUGCAGGUUGUUGCUGACAAUGGCAAGACGGUGAUGGCCUCGUUAAAGGCAGGUUCCUAUUUCGGCGAGAUUAGUAUACUGAAUAUGGGCACCGCAGGUAAAGAGCUUGGCAACAGACGCACAGCCAGCGUUCGCUCCGUGGGCUACAGCGAUCUGUUCGUGCUGAGCAAAAAGGACAUGUGGGACGUACUAAAGGAGUAUCCGGCGGCGAGAGUGCGCUUGGAGUCGAUUGCUGUCAAGCGACUGGAGAAGUACAAGAAGGCGCCACUGGAGAAAGUCAAAUACUUUAAUGUAGUUGCCAUGGGCCGCUGCCAAUCAACGCCGGGUCUGGUUGAGAGCUGUGGCCGCACCACACUGGAGGACAUGUGGCUGCCGCCGGCCUCCGCGUUGCAUCAUGCACAGCAACAGCAUCAACAACAGCAACAACAGCAGCAGCAUCAGCAGCUACAACAGCUGCAGCAACAGCAGCAGCCACUGCAGCCACAACAAUUGCAACAGCAGCAGCAGCAGCAACAACAACAGCAAUCCCAUGGCUACAGUCCCCGCAGCUAUGCGGAUCAUCUGGUGCGCUCCACCGACUCGCCCCGCUCGGCCAGUCCCAGUGCCCAUGGCUCCGAGGAGAGGCCACGCAGUCGGGCCACCUCACAUCACUCGAUGCGACCGCAAUCGCAGCCCAGUCACACAGGUCACAUUUGCGACUCGAGCUCGCAGCUGGAAUGCUACGGUGCGGGUGUGAGUGGCGUCGGCGGUGGCACAACACCGUUGCUGGGAUCACACGAGGCGUUAGAGGAUGAGAUAAAGCGGCUAAGAGAGCGCCUUCACACGGUGGAGUCGGAGAAUCAGGCGCUCAAUACAAAGCUAUCGCAGCAGCAAUGGGAUCUAGAGAAUCGACUGGCCGAGAUCGAGAUGCAGAUCUGCGGUGUGUCGUCCACGUCCAGCGUGGAUCCGGACAAUGAGGCCGAGGAGCUGGAGCGCAAUCGCGAGAGUAUCAUAUAACACGGGAGCGUGCUGCCCCAUCAGCGACAGCCGAUCGGUAUGCUGUACAUAUCAUGUUCCUCAUGACUCCAUGACUCCAUCGCUCGCUCAUUCGACAAACCGAACCAAAGAAACCGAAUCAAAGAAUGCUCAGAAGGGAGAAAAUUGCGGAAUCUCGCCUCAUAUUAACAUUUUGCAUCUCUCUCUCUCUCUCUUUGUGUCUGACUGUUAUCGCUCUCUCUCUCUCUCUCUCUGUGUGUUCUCACUCGCUGUGUAUGUGUCUCACGUACCCUGAACGAAGAAUGCUAUUUUGUAUUUGUAUCUUUCUCUCUUUCUGUGUGUGUGUGUGUUUGUGUGUUUGCGUGUGGUUGAAACAUUUGCCAAAUUUGCCUUACUAACUGAAUGACCCUAAAUAACACCGCGAACAGGAGCAGCAGCUGCUAGCCCAACGCAGGAGGAACAGCAACAGCAACAACAACACCAACAGCAACAGCAACCUGGUCAAAUAUUGCGACGCAUUCAACGCGCCAGCAACAAUGCAACACAGACAACACAUGAGCAGCAACUGCAACACCAACAACAGGCAGCAACAAGUGCCAAAUAUUGCUCGCUGUAAGGAGAGACAAUGAGAGAUGGCGAGAAAAAGAUAUAUAAGCAUAACAUUUAACGAAUGUAAAGAGAAUCGAUUGAGAUCGCUUGUGUUAUGAGAUCAUUCACCACUAAAUGGCACUGCCAGAAUUGUUGUUUAGCCACUGCACCAGAUUGAAUGGUCUGCGCAUUAGGUAAAUGCAAUAUGUACUAUAAAAGGAUUAGUUAUAAUGCAUCCCAUUUGCUAGAUUAGUUCACAACUCUUUCGAUUCCAAAUAACCCAAAAAAUGAAUAAAACUAAGUUAGGACUUUUUAACAAAACUAAAUAAUUAUAUUAAUUAAUGACUAUUAUAGACAUUAGAAACUAUCGGAAAAAGCUUUAACGAACAUUCCGAAGAACCCAACUUAAAAAGGAGAAAUCAAAAGAAAAGUUAAAUGAAAUCAACUCAUGAUGAACAACAACCCUCUAUACUAUAUACCUAUACAUAUAACUUCAACUUUUUCCAUGUAUACAUAGGCGUAUUUAUAUAUAUAUAAAUAGCAUCAUUAGCAUUAGUUUCUUCGCUACUUUUAAUAAUAAUGAAAACCAAAAUUUAAAUUAACUAAAAUUCUACAUUAAAUAAUACAAAUAAUUAUGAGAGCAUUGUAAAUAUUUUCAGUCUAAGGAUUCAAUUA
Drosophila nasuta is the source of this 7522-nucleotide messenger RNA. Its product is annotated as cyclic nucleotide-gated cation channel beta-3. Gene Ontology annotation, biological process: monoatomic cation transmembrane transport. Lineage: Eukaryota; Metazoa; Arthropoda; Insecta; Diptera; Drosophilidae. Bases 2504 to 6280 code for a protein of 1258 amino acids. Gene Ontology annotation, cellular component: intracellular cyclic nucleotide activated cation channel complex; plasma membrane. The record is from RefSeq and is a predicted model, not a curated record. The transcript has 12 exons. Gene Ontology annotation, molecular function: intracellularly cGMP-activated cation channel activity; cGMP binding; intracellularly cAMP-activated cation channel activity.